Messenger RNA from Sapajus apella (tufted capuchin), 1075 nucleotides. Its product is annotated as 60S ribosomal protein L36a-like. Gene Ontology annotation, cellular component: ribosome; cytosolic large ribosomal subunit. The transcript has a single exon. Bases 144 to 464 code for a protein of 106 amino acids. Lineage: Eukaryota; Metazoa; Chordata; Mammalia; Primates; Cebidae. Gene Ontology annotation, biological process: translation. Gene Ontology annotation, molecular function: structural constituent of ribosome. The record is from RefSeq and is a predicted model, not a curated record.
GGAGAAUUGCUUGAACCCGGCAGGCAGAGAUUGCAGUGAGCUAAGAUCGUGCCACUGUACUCCAGCCUGGGUGACAGAGCAAGACUCUGUCUCAAAAGAAAAAAAGAGCUUUUUCUUUCCAUGCCGAUAGCACUCACGCAAACAUGGUGAACAUUCCUAAAACCUGCCGAACUUCCUGUAAGAAGUGUGGCAAGCACCAGCCCUACAAAGUCACACCGUACAAGAAGGGCAAGGAUUCUCUGUAUGCCCAGGGAAAGCGGCGUUAUGACAGGAAGCAGAGUGGCUAUGGUGGGCAGACUAAGCCGAUUUUCUGGAAGAAGACUGAAACUACAAAGAAGAUUGUGCUAAGGCUUGAGUGCCGUGAGCCAAACUGCAGAUCUAAGAGAAUGUCGGCCAUUAAGAGAUGCAAGCAUUUUGAACUGGGAGGAGAUAAGAAGAGAAAGGGCCAAGUGAUCCAGUUCUAAGUGUCUUCUUUUCUUUUAGGAAGACAAUAAAAUCUUGAGUUUAUGUUAAAAAAAAAAAAAAAAAGAAGAAGAAGAAGAAAGAAAUGGGAUUGGAACAAGUUACCCAUCUGUUGGAUUUCACCUGGGAUUUGUGCUGGUUGAGAAAGGCUAAUUCCAGAAAGCCCCUCUCUCUCCUUCUUUGGCCUCUUCACUUUUCUGUUUCCCAAAGCAUUCCCUACAAUCUUUAAACUCAGAGGAAUGUUGCUGUAAUGGCCACUUAGGAGCUGAACGGCGUUGCAGGAGCUGUCCCUAAGUGUUUUACCUGCACUGUCUCAUUUAAUAUUUAUGCACUGCAACUCCAGGUAGUAAGCACCUCUAUCUCCAAUUUGCAGAUAGGAAACUGAGGCUCAGGAAGGCACACUUGCUCAAAGUAAUUUAGCUAGUAAGUGUCAGAGCCUGGAGUUGAACAAGGAUCUGUCUGAUUUCAUAGUCUAGGCUCUUUACUCAUGAAUUAGCCUGACCAUUGACUUCCCUAACAUAUCAAACACUGAGCAACAGGGAGGCUGAGAUCUAAAGGUAUUUUUUUUCUUUUUUUUAUAAUGUUUUUUUCUUUCUUUCUUUCUUUUUUUUUU